UGUUUUGUGUCACUGCUUCAGUAAGUCCUGAUCUGGCUCAAGGAUACUCCUCUCUUUAUCUCCUUCACUGCCUCCCUCACUCUCUGGACUCAAGUGUAUGUAAGCUUUCCCGGCCUGGCUGGCAUACCUCAUGGCAGACUCUCCCCUCAACAACUCCUGGCCCUUGUUCUCCAAGCUCUGGAUGAAACGCUGGUCCUUCAAGAGAGCCUCAGAGGGUAAACCAUGCACCAAGCCCUGUGCCCCGCACCCUACAACCAUCUCUGGGCCAGGCUCCGCCUCCCUGUCGCCAACCUCCAUCUCUGAGGACAGCUUCUUCAGCAGCACCAAUGAGGACAAGGACUCCUGCUCGGAGGAGAGUGAUUACGACAGCCCGGGGUGUCCAGCAGACCACAGCCUCCUAGAAGACCUCCUCUGCCUCAACUCUUUCAGAGAUUCUGAGUUCUACAGAGACCUGGAGGGAGGAGCUUCGCCCCAGCUCAGCCCCUUUGAACCCUGCCCCCCCUCUGGCCCGGCCCGCUCCCAGACAAACAGACAGCUCCUGCCUCCCCCUCGCCAACAGAGUCCUGAGAGAGGAUCUCCUCCUGUGUCUGUGGUGACCCAGUUCAGCCCCAGAUCAUUUCAGUCCGGCAGCUUCAUGGAUACCACAGAGGACCCAGCGGUGAUGGUCAGCACUACGGUGUAUUUGCAUGGACCAGAGACCCCAGAGAGACCAGUGAGACCAGAGAAGCCAGAGAGACCAGUGAGAGCAGAGAAGCCAGAGAGACCAGUGAGACCAGAGAAGCCAGAGAGACCAGGGAGACCAGAGAGACCAGUGAGACCAGUGAGACCAGAGAGACCAGUGAGACUGGUGAGACUCGAGAAGCCAAAGAAAUCAGAGAGACUUCUGAUAUCAGAGACCCCAGUGAGACCAGAUGGACCAGUGAGACCAGAUGGUCCAGUGAGACCAGAUGGUCCAGUGAGACCAGAGAGAUCAGAGGAGGAGGGGGAAGUGGUGUCAGACCCAGAGAGAUUCCCCUUCCUGGUGCGCUCCAUGUCCACCUCCCGCAGGCACAGCCUGGGGGUCCCUCUGUCUCCUGUGGACCUGGGCCGGAGGUUGAGUCUGGAUGCGGCUAUGGACAGUGACGAGGAGGGAGAGGAUCCCAUCCAGCAGGCCUUGCCGUUCCCAGCAUGCACUGGGACAUGUCUGAAGGAACAGUCAGAUGUACCGUGUCUGAGGAACGAUGCAGAGAUGGUGUGUGGGAGGAUGCUGUACUCACGCUCGGAGAUCCUGGCCACGGAGGAGCACUCCCAUGUGGCACGUGUUUCUUACGUUGUGGAGACGUCCAAGCAGGCCGCCAGAGCAGCCGGAGAGGAGCUGGACCCAGAGGAGAACCUUCACUCUGCAGAGGGACAGAGUCACAUAGCCAAACACAGGAAUACCAGAUCAGAAAACAAAGAUGCAGGAAAUGUCACCUGGUACGAAUUCCUCUCCAAUGAUGGUCCACCUACUGUGUCUUCUGGUGGACAUGAAGAGGAGGAUGAGCGCAUGGAGAGGGUGGAGAAGGGGACCAAGGUGAAGCGUACACUGAGCUCUCUGAGGAGCAGAGUCACUGGCUCCUUCAACAAAGACAAGGGUAAGAAUCGAGAGAAAGAGCAACAGAGAGAUAAGGAAAGAGAGAGGGAGAGAGAGAGGGAGAGAGAGAGGGAACCCAAAAAGAAAGGUUCUGUCCGUAGCAGCAGUGGUGGCCAUCAUCUUGUGCCUGGCUCCUUCUCCAGCUGUGCCAGCUGCUCUCUGUGCAGCAAGACCCUACAGAGGAAGCAUGGCCUGCAGUGCAUGAACUGUGCUGUGAACGUCCACAAGAGCUGCAGGACCCUGCUGGCAGAGUGCAGCAACAGCAGGAGCAAGAAAGAUUGUCUUCAUAGGACCCCAUCCUCAGCUUCACCUAACUUAGGUGAGGCUGAGCACACACACACAGCCCUAAGGGACCGGCACCAGCGGCCCCCGCACAGCCUCGCCGCCCCGCCCCAGGAGCCUGAUGGCUGGCAGCGUGCCCCAGGCAUGACCCUCACGCCGCCAGCUCCCAGCGCUCAUUCUGUCGGUUUAGCCAACUCCAGCAGCGACGCUCAGGCCUUCCCCGGCCUCAGCUUCAGGCCCAGCUACACCCACAGCUCAGGAUCCCUGCCAGGGGAUAUGGACGAGACUGACGUCUUCCGCCUCAAACGCAGCGACGACGCCGUCUCCCUCGCCCCCUCCACCACAGACUCCACCAUCGUAGAGGAUGCGUACUUCUCGGCCGUGCGUGCAGACCUGGAGACUGAUGCUCAGGACCUGGGGGAGGAGUCAUGGAGCCAGGCAGUGGACCAGACCUUUGUUAAGAAGCAUUCCAAGGAGAUGGUGAAGAGACAGGAUGUCAUCUAUGAGCUGAUGCAGACGGAGAUGCAUCAUGUGCGGACCCUUAAGAUCAUGCAGUGUGUGUAUGUGAGGGAGCUGAGGGACAGCCUGCAGAUGGAGGAGCGCCGGCUGGACUGUCUGUUCCCCCGCCUGGAGAACCUUCUAGAACUCCACACACACUUCCUGUUCCGCCUCAGAGAACGCCGGCGGAACUCCUUGGAGCCUGGCAGUGACAGGAACUACUGCAUCCAGAGGCUGGCUGAUGUCCUGGUCUCACAGUUCUCGGGUGAGGUUGGGAUUCGCAUGAAGGAGAGCUAUGGAGACUUCUGCAGCCAACACACUGAGGCGGUCAGCUACUACAAAGAACAGCUGCAGAACAACAAGAAGUUCCAGACCCUUGUGCGGAAAAUCAACAACUUGUCUAUUGUACGGAGGUUAGGGGUGACUGAGUGCAUUCUGCUAGUCACCCAGCGCAUCACCAAGUACCCUGUCCUGGUGGAACGCAUCCUGCACAACACUGAGGUGGGUACGGAGGAGCAUGAGGAGCUGGCGCGGGCGCUGGCUAUGAUCAAGGGCGUCAUCGUCCAGGUGGAUGCGUUGGUCAGCCUCCAUGAGAAGGCCAUGCGCCUCCGCGAUAUAGCCAACAAGAUGGAGCCUAAGUCCCUGGGCAAGAUCAAAGAUGGCCGCGUGUUCAGGAGGGAAGACCUGCUGGCUCAGGGACGUCGCAAACUUCUGCAUGAGGGCACCGUCACCUGGAAGGCCGCCUCCGGCAGACUCAAAGACAUGGUGGCUGUGCUGCUGUCAGAUGUUCUGCUGCUGCUGCAGGACAAAGACCAGAGAUACGUCUUCUCGACUGUGGACAACAAGCCGUCGGUGAUCUCGCUGCAGAAGCUAAUUGUCAGGGAGGUGGCCCACGAGGAGAAGGCCAUGUUCCUCAUCUGCGCCUCGUCCAAUGAGCCAGAGAUGUAUGAGAUCCACACCGCCUCCAAGGAGGAGCGCAAUGCCUGGAUGACCCACAUCCGGCAGGCUGUGGAGAGCUGCCCCCCUUCAGAGGAGAGACUCUUCAGCGAGGAAGAGGAGGCCAGAGCUGCCAGGUUCAAAGACUUCCAAGAGCGUCUCAGCCAGAAAGACCACCAGAUAGCACAGGGCCUGAGGGAGAAGCUGCAGCUGUUUGCAGACAUGGUGGAGUGUGUGUCGUCUCUGGAGGACCCGGGGUCUCGCUCCCGGCUGCUGCUCCGAGGAGACGCCUCUGACCUCCAGCAGGGGGAGCAGCUUCUGCAGGGCACCAUCCAUGAAGUGGAGAUGCUACAGAAGCUGCUGCUGUCAGGGGGGAGGGAGGCAGCCGUGUGGCCCUGUGAGGGUCCAGGUUCCGGGGCUCUGCCCAAGAGAGCAGACACCUUCGGAGGUUACGACAGCACGCCCACCCUCCUCAGCAAGAAUGGAAGUGUGAAGAAGAACAGUUCAGGAGAGGUGCGGUGCAGAGAGCGGAGCCAGAGGGCCAGCUCUGACCCACAGCUGAAGGAUGUCUGUGCCGACCAGACCCUGGAGAAGACGGAUGAAGAGCCGUCCUCUUCACCUCCCAGCUGGAGCCCCAUCUGGUUCAGCAGCUUCCCCGAGGCAGAGUUCUUUGACAGAGUGCGGAUGCUAUCUCAAAAACUCUAUAGUCUACAGGCCAUCAUCUGUCAGCAGGACAGCCACAUUGAGCUACAGCGCGCCUCCCUCACCGAGCGGGCCUCCUUUCCGGGCCGUCACCGUGGCAAUGUGCUGCUAGAGCAAGAGAAGGCUCGGGCGCUGGCACUGCAGAAGGAGGAGCUGGCCAGCUUCCACAAGCUGCAGGCCCAGCAGCGCCAGGAGCAGGCGCGCUGGCAGAGAGAGAGAGAGAGGCACCGGCUGCAGGCCGACACUGCGGAGACACGCCUCCGGCAGAGAGAGGACGAGUGCCGCAGGAUGGAGGAGCGCCUGGCUGAGGAGAGAGAGGAGCUGGAGAGACAGAGAGAGACCUACCAGCAGGAUCUGGAGAGGCUGAGGGAGUCCACCCGGGCGGUGGAGAGAGAGAAGGAGAAGCUGGAGCAUCAGAGGAAGAUCAAGAGGAAGACUAUUGAGGUGGCGCCUCUCUCUGGCAGCCUGAACGGGGACCUCCUGCUGGGACUGGGGGCCAGUCCUGGUGGAGGGGUGCUGGUGUCUGAUCUGUCCCUCCCCCAGAAGCCCCACAUCCAGCGUUCCAGCCUAUCGGUGUCCCCAGCCGACUACCCCGAGGCGCUGCGGCGCGAGAGCACCCCCCUGGCGGUGAAGACGGAGGUGCCGCUGCACCUGGUCAGCACCACCAACCAGCAGCACAAACAGCUGGGCGUGCAACAGCAGAUCCCCACCAAGCUGGCCCUCAUCCGGGGGAAGGACAAGCCCAGCAAGGGCAAGGCCUCACACCGCACAGACAGCACAGCCUCAGUGGAUAUGAAGCAGAUUCUGCCCCUGAAGCUGUCCUCCAGAGAAGACUCUCCUCACCAGAGAACCCGUUGCUCCGUCAGUCCCAGCCAGCAGCUCCCCCUCGCCCACUCCUUCCACAUGGAUCUUGUCAGUCCUCCAGACAGUGGACCAGAUCCCCAGCCCCCCGACUCCUGCCAGCCUGCCAGCCUGCAGCUCACCCCCCAGCCCCCCUCCCUCAGCACCAGCCUGCCCUCCCCCUACAAGAUCACAGAGGACCUUGGCAAGGAGGACGUCAUCUUCUUUUGAAGACCCGAUAAGGAGCCGGAACACUGGCCACGUUCAUGAUUUUCUUCCAAAUUAUGUCAUUCCUGUCCUUAAAAGACUCAGAGGAAUCUAUUUUUACCUGGGAAACAAAAAAAGUUCAAUGAAGUUUCUUCUUUUGUUUUAAUUGAACUACAAUGAACUAGUUUAUAUGGAAUGAUGAGAGACAACUGAAGAGUUAACCUUGGAAGGUUGCUGUCUCAUCACUCGUGAAGUGAAAAUCCCUCACCACCCAAAGACUUAAAUCCUGUGAGAGGAGUUAAAGAUCUUAUAGGACCUGGGCAGUCAUGACCAUCGUCAUGUGAAUAAGGACCUAAGAACCCUAGAGAACUAACCCUAACCAUGGUAGUUUAGAGUUUCACUGCUGGAACUUGGAGACUGCAGAACAUGACAGAACAACCACAGGAAGUUAUUAGCACAGGACUUCCUCACAGUGUGUGUGUGAGAGAUGCAGUCUACACACUCCCUUACAGGCAAACCUACAUACUCAAAUUGAUGUUUUUCAGGGGGAGUUGACUUGUAGAUAACUUCUCUGUGAUGGAUAAUUUAAAUGUUUGGUUUUAUGUGUUCUUAAUAAUGUAAUUAUUACACAAGACACUGAAGUGAAGCAAUUAUCCACUGUCUGUUCCAGAUACAAGGAGAUUUUAUCUCAUCUUUUUUGUUUGUUUUUUUACCAAAUCUCAACUUUUUAUUCACACCAACAUUUGAUUGAGAAAUCCACAUGUGGUUAUGUGUGGUAUUGACCACCAUUUCCUCAAAUUAUUUAUUCAUUUUUUUGUCAGUUUCUCAAACAAACUAUUGAGGGUUUGUUGAUAAAAAUAACGUAUCACAGCCUAUCCUUAGUGAUAAACAUUUAUUUUCAAUAGAGAAGAUUUGACCUGAAGUCACACAUGGAAACAUGAGAAGAGACCUGAGGAAUCCAGUAUGUUACAAAAAGAAGACACAUUUAUUAGUGACACGAUGUGACAUGAGAGAUUGGCGAGCUCAGAACAAACGUGGGUCCUCCUGCCUUUCCUCCAGGGGCAGCCAGGAACAGUGAUGAGCCACAUCAAGGCGACCGGGUUUGUUCAAAUUUGAGUAACUGUGUCUGACGGGAUUUCAGUUUGUGACUCAAAGCUUUGACUGAUCCUCAGUAAUGUCAGGUGUUGUGUUAGCCCCUGACAUGUUGUUAGUAUGUCUUAAUGGUGACAUAUUGGCACAUAGCAUGUCUUAGCAUUUCUUAAUGGCGAGGUGUUGGCACAUGGUUUGGGUGGGUUAGGCUUAACCCUAAGUGUGUUGUUAGCAUGUCUUAAUGCUAAGGUAAUUUGUCUCCUUGCUAAACAGACAGCUGUCAGGAAGGAAAGAUAUCUGUAGAUGUCAUACAGAGCCCUGCCCUCAUAAAGUGAAACGAUAUGUAAAUAUGGCUUGUGUAGGUACACAUGCCUUGGGGUUUCUGCCUGUCAAAGGGCUGUCCCUUUCCACAUUUUGGAUUUUUGUCCAAAUAUAAAUUUGGUAUGUGAGCUUUUAUCACUUGUUGGUGUGAGCAAACACAUUUCUUGUUGACAUAAUGUUUAUGUAUAUAUGGUAUGUAUGUGAUGUCAUCAGUACGCGCCAACAGUUGCACAUGUAUGUAAGACAAUGGAUCUGAUUUAUGUAGUCUACAUGAAGACAAUGUAGGUCAGACAAUACAAAAUGUGUGCCUAGUCUAUAUGUCUAUACACAUUUAGAUUAAAAUUAUUUCAGACUUUAGGUACAAAAUAUUUAAUUUCUUAACCUGUGUUUUUGUAAAUCAUCAUGAUGAUGAUGGCAAGGUGCACUUUUACUUUGGGACCUGUGAUUCUUUUGUGUGUGUGUGUGUGUGUUUCAUCAGCAGUAUGUAGCAGCACUUACUCCUCCAGCUUGUUUGUUUUAUCUGGGUUAGGUUGGUCAACCAAAGAGGCAAUUGGAGUACAUUAGUGAUAAUGUCAAUACGUUCAUUUCAACAACAGUUUUAUACAUGAGGAG
Osmerus eperlanus (European smelt) is the source of this 7099-nucleotide messenger RNA. Its product is annotated as rho guanine nucleotide exchange factor 18-like. Gene Ontology annotation, cellular component: plasma membrane. Gene Ontology annotation, biological process: regulation of Rho protein signal transduction. Lineage: Eukaryota; Metazoa; Chordata; Actinopteri; Osmeriformes; Osmeridae. The record is from RefSeq and is a predicted model, not a curated record. The transcript is spliced from 31 exons. Gene Ontology annotation, molecular function: guanyl-nucleotide exchange factor activity. The coding region runs from base 131 to 5101 and encodes 1656 amino acids.